Molecule: messenger RNA, 762 nt
Organism: Orbicella faveolata
Lineage: Eukaryota; Metazoa; Cnidaria; Anthozoa; Scleractinia; Merulinidae
Product: myosin regulatory light chain 12A-like
Molecular function (GO): calcium ion binding
Source: RefSeq, a predicted model, not a curated record
CAGCCUUGCUUGCCAUCAAGGUGUGUCUGGCAUUGAACUGCGUUGACGUUUCUUCUCGAGCUCGAAGUAUUUGCUUAGUUGACUUUCUCGGACGAUCAAAAUGUCGUCGGGGAAGACGAAAUCGAAAAAAAGUGGAUCGAAGAAGAAGGUUCAACGUGCAACUUCCAACGUGUUCGCAAUGUUUGAUCAGACGCAGAUUCAUGAGUUUAAAGAAGCAUUCAAUGUGAUCGAUCAGGACCGAGAUGGAAUCAUCAGCGCUAAAGACCUGACGGAGAUGUUCAACUCUCUGGGCAGGCCCCAGAAGGACGAAUAUAUCGAGGACAUGCUGGGGGAAGCCACCGGCACGGUGAAUUUUACCAUGUUUAUGACGCUGUUCUCGGAGAACAUGCACGGGACUGAUCCCGAAGACAUGAUCAGGAGUGCGUUCACGACUUUCGAUCCCGAUGGAACUGGAAUCAUCAACGAGGACAGACUGCGACCACUGCUGAUGAAAAUCGGGGACAGGUUUACAGAGGACGAAUGCGAUGAAAUGUUUCAUUGUGCGAAUGCUGAUGACGAUGGCAACUUCAAUUACGUGGAAUUCACCAAAACCAUCAAACACGGUGAACAAGAUGACUGAUUAACAGAAGGAAAGAACUUUAUCAUUACAAGGAACAGAACUGUUCGUAAAUAGCUAGCCUAGAAAUUUUCAUUUUAUUGUAGUGCAACAGAAUGAUUUUGGAUAAUUAAUUCAGAUGAUUAAACUGGUGAUUUUGUCAUUUA